Salmo salar (Atlantic salmon) is the source of this 6944-nucleotide messenger RNA. RefSeq names its product mannosidase, alpha, class 1B, member 1a (gene man1b1a). The record is from RefSeq and is a predicted model, not a curated record. Gene Ontology annotation, cellular component: endoplasmic reticulum; membrane. Gene Ontology annotation, molecular function: calcium ion binding; mannosyl-oligosaccharide 1,2-alpha-mannosidase activity. Gene Ontology annotation, biological process: carbohydrate metabolic process; mannose trimming involved in glycoprotein ERAD pathway. NCBI's taxonomy places the organism in Eukaryota, Metazoa, Chordata, Actinopteri, Salmoniformes, Salmonidae.
ACGAAUACGCCCAUUGGUGAGCUGUCACUUUUUGAGGAUGCAAGCUGCUAUCAGCUAACCACAAUUUUCACCAGUGGAGGUUAGUAAAAUUUACCAGACUGGGCACCCGAACCUAGAUAGAUGUUGGUCUUUACAAAACCGUCCACUGUUUGGAAGCGAAAAAAAGUAAGAUAGCUAACUAGAGGCAGCUAUCGAAAGGCUAGCUAACGUAAGCGAACAAUAUAUAGUAGCUAGCUUGCCAUGUUGUUGUUACUGGGGAAAUUAAAGGGAUUCUCUCUUCACUUGCGAGAUAUGUGGAUCAAUUGUCAACAGUACAAGUCAACACUAUGAUAGCUAGCUUUCCAAUGUUGUAGGUUAUAGGAUAGGUAGCUAGCUAGAGCUAGCUCAUCAUGACUCGCUCUUCCUAACGCGCCCGGAGAGAAUACAGUCAGUGUGACAACAACGGAGGCUAACGUUCGCUACCUGGGCACAGCGGGAAAAGUCCAGCGUCUUUGACAUAUGACGGUACCACUCAGCUGGAGAGAUGUACCCUCCAUCUAGAAAGGACUUCAUCGCACUGACCCUCAGUGACCAACAUAGCCGCAGCUACAACAACGGAAAGCACCGCCGCCAGUCCUGCUGGAGGAAGUGGAAGCAGCUGUCUCGGCUGCAGCGCAGUCUCAUCCUCUUCCUGCUGGCUCUGCUGCUGAUAUGUGGACUGCUCUCCUACCCAAGCUUCUCAGAGCAAUGGAGAGGCAUGUCGGACAGGGCGGUAAGGGAGGACUGGGAUGAAGACUGGGAAAGAGGCCUGAAACCCGUCCCUCCAGGGGUAAACCCUGUGGCUGGCCCAGCUGGAGGUCCGGCUGUGGGCCUGGCUGGUGUAGCGGUCGGCCCAGAGUUGGGUCUAGCUGUGGGUCCAGGACUCAUACCAGAGGUCAUUCCAGAACCCCGGAGGCCAAAGGUCCCCUCUAUACCCAAACCUCCAGCCAAGAAGAGACCAUUCCCCAACAAGAGAGGACCUCCAAGCCUGCAGAAGGAGCGGAAUGUAUCAGAUUCACUGGUAAAACCAGUGGAGAAAGUGCCAGUGGAGAAAGCUGAAGAGGACGAGGGAGAGAAGCCUCUUGUCAGCUGGCGAGGAGCCAUGAUCGAGGCAGACGAGGCUACAGAACCCCCACCCUCUGCCCAUGAGAAGGAUGUCGCUGUACCUCCGGUGCCAGUCAACCCUGAGGACACAGCCCCACUGGCACCAGUUUCAGUGAAGCCUGUGGACAGGCUGGAGAUGGUGCGAGAGGCCUUUAGGCAUGCGUGGAAGGGCUAUAAGGAGUUUGCCUGGGGUCAUGAUGAGCUCAAGCCUGUGUCUAAGUCCUACGGGGAGUGGUUUGGCCUGGGCCUGACUCUCAUUGAUGCUCUGGACACAAUGUGGAUCCUGGGACUGAAAGAAGAGUUUGAGGAGGCGAGGAAGUGGGUGGAGACUGAGUUGUCAUUCUCUAAGAAUGUAGACGUGAACCUGUUUGAGAGCACCAUCCGGAUCCUGGGAGGCCUGCUAAGCACCUACCACCUGACUGGCGACGAGAUGUUCCUGGAGAAGGCUAAAGAUAUUGGCUUGAGGUUGAUGCCUGCUUUCAAAACCCCCUCCAAGAUCCCCUUCUCUGAUGUGAACAUUGGGAAGGGAACGGCCCACCCCCCUCGCUGGACGUCUGACAGCACCCUGGCCGAGGUCACCAGUGUCCAGCUGGAGUUCAGAGAGCUCAGCCGCCUCACCCAGGACCCGCAGUACCAGGAGGUGGUGAAUGAGGUGAUGAGGCUGGUCCAUAAGCUGCCAGGGAAGCAUGACGGCCUGGUGCCCAUGUUCAUCAACACCAACAGCGGCCAAUUCACCCACAAAGGAGUCUUCACCCUGGGGGCCCGGGCUGACAGCUACUAUGAGUACCUGCUCAAACAGUGGAUCCAGGGAGGCAAGACGGAACCAGAUCUGUUGGAGGACUACCUGGAGGCAAUAGAGGGGGUCAAGAAGCACCUGCUGAGAACCAGUGGCCCCAGAAAGCUGACCUUCGUAGGGGAGCUCAACCACAAUCGCUUUAACCCCAAGAUGGACCACCUGGUGUGUUUCCUGCCUGGCACGCUUGCGCUGGGUGCCCACAAUGGGCUGCCGGAGGAUCACAUGGAGCUGGCCCUGCAGCUGAUGGAGACGUGCCACCAGAUGUACAUCCAGAUGGAGACGGGCCUGAGCCCUGAGAUUGCCCACUUCAACCUGCAGCCCUACGACGGGCGAGACAUCGACGUCAAGCCUGCAGACAGACACAACCUCCUGAGACCAGAGACCGUGGAGAGUCUGUUCUACCUGUACAGGUUCACUAAGGACGCCAAAUACAGAGACUGGGGCUGGGACAUUCUAGAGAGCUUCAACAAAUAUACCAGGGUGCCAAGUGGAGGCUACACUUCCAUCAGUAACGUGCGCGACCCCGUGAACCCGGGUCCGAGGGACAAGAUGGAGAGCUUCUUCCUGGGGGAGACGCUCAAGUACUUCUACCUGCUGUUUUCAGACGACCUGGAGCUGCUCAGCCUGGACAAAUACGUGUUCAACACAGAGGCCCACCCACUACCCAUCUGGCAAUUGCCCCCUGUCUGAGACAGGAAGUGAUGUCAUAGGGAAGUAGCCUACCACGAGAUCCAGGGUUUGAACUUCCUAGCUGUUGCCUUCUCAAUGGAUCCAGCUUGACUCACUGUGCACAGUAGAAGACAAAGUCGUCAAUGGGUUUUCAAGUGGAGAGGUUUUCCUUGGAUGGGGGGGGGAGAUAGAGCUGGUAUAGAGCUGGUCUCUUGUACAAAUCUUUUGGAGUAGACACACUUGAGAAUCUUGAUGGCUUGCUGUUCAGUUUAAAAGAAACAAGAAGAGUGAAGGUCUACAGAAUCAGCUCAACAGAAACUAGACUGAGACUCCCCCAGGUGCCAGUUAGAAAAUAAUCAAACACUAAAAAGUAGUAUAAUCCUCUCCCUUCCCCUCCCCGACCGGCUGACGAAGGAUAUGUAAUAAGGUGGAAGUACCAGAAGAUGAUUACGCUUUCCCAUUGAUUUGUCCUAUACAUUUAUGUUAGAGCAUUGUUUACCCUGAAGGGAGUACUGAAUACAUGGGUUGAAUUGUUGAGAGGCUUUAAUGGUAGGUGAAACACUCCUACCCCAUAGGUCUUUCAGGAGUUCCUCUCCUUGAUAGCCAUUACCACAGAAAUAGAAUGAGUAGAAUGGGCGUCGCCAUUUAUGUCGGUUAAUCCAUUUUGUGUGUUCAUUCUAUUUCUAUGGGCCUUACACCACUAGUUACUACUGUCGAUGUGGAGGACCAGUUGAAGUAGCCUAUAGUACCGUGACUGUGAAGCUCCUGUGAUGAAAAAAUGCUUUGCACUUUCAUCUCUAAAAUGUAAGGAUUUGUCUUUUUGUAUAUUUAAGUGAUGUGGGAGUAGAUUUUGAGUAGUGAUGCAUACAGGUGAUUCUGUGUGAUUUAGCUGAAUAGAUAAAAACCAACACUGAUGGCCUAUGAAUGAAAUGCCAUGAAUCAUUGUUGCACAUGGGACCACAGCCUACAAUGACAGUUAUUUUUUAAAAUGUAUUUAUGGUCAAUGUGUUUUAUUUUUAUUUUUUUUCAUUGAUUUGUUUUUGUGUUUUUCAUGAUGACUUAUAACAAGUCUAACCCUCCUGUUUCAUGGGAUUGUAUGAAGGGUAAUUGGGAACGGAAUCGAGGUAAUGAAGUAAUGGCACGUUUGUAUACUUUUAAAUGUGAUUUCACCAAUGCAGACAUAAGUUGUGUAAAUAACUCAAUAUUGCUGUGUUAUGAGAAUUUCAUGCAUAUUUCAUUUGGGACCAUGUGUCUGUGUAUUCGUCUCAUCGUGAGGGAGUUAAGGUUUAUGCAAUCGACUUGUAGGCAAGUCUCUCAUGACUGAACUGCGACAUUUUGGGUUCUGGUUUCCUAGAUUAAUGGACUUGCCACAGCCUAAUUAGAGUGCUGCCACUGAGAAUUCUCAUGUUUGGGUUCUGGGUAGAAUAUAUUCUUGUUGCUUGAAUUAAAUCUGUUACAAAGCCCGACUCAUUAUCAGUCAGAAUUAAUACCAGAAUGAAUGAAUAUAGACUAGUAAGAGUCUAUGAGAAGGGUUCUUGUUUUCUUAAGGUGUUUGUGAUAUUAGGCUGAGGGCUAGUUAAGCACACCUACAGAGCGCUCAAUCACAAAUGGUUGUUUCUCCCAAUUUUAUGCUGUGCCUGCUGAAGAUGUCCAGGGUAGACACUGAGUGUACAAAACAUUAGGAACACCUUCCUAAUAAAGUCGUGCCCCCGUUUGCCCUCAGAACAGCCUCAGUUCGUCGGGACAUGGACUCUACAAGGUGUUGAAAGCGUUCCACAGGGAUGUUGGCCCAUGUUGACUCCCAUGCUUCCCACAGUUGGGUGGUGGACCAUUCUUGAUGCACAUGGGAAACUGAGCGUGGAAAACCCAGCUGCGUUUCAUUUACACACUCAAACUGGUGCCCCUGGGACCUACUACCAUACUCUGUUCAGAGGCACUUAAAUAUUUUGUCUUGCCCAUUCACCCGCUGAAUGCCACACAUACACAUUACAUGUCUCAAUUGUCUCUUGUAAUCAUUUUUUUAACCUGUCUCCUUUCCUUCAUCUACACUCACAUUGAAUUGGAUUUAACAAGUGACAUCAAUAAGGGAUCAUAGCUUUCACCUGGUCAGUCUGUUUUGGAAAGAGCAGGUGUCCCUAAUGUUUUGUACACAGUGUAUAUAGUUAAUGGUUAUGUCUUGUAGAGCAUUUUGGCAAGGAAGGUGUCUUAUAGCUUACUAUUUGGGAGGUUUCAAGUAAAAUGAUUGCGUAACAAGUGUAAAUAUUUUAUGGGCAUUCUUUUUAAAUGGUCUCCUGAAUGUUGUGAUUGUGUUUCCCCCUUUUGACGUGUUAAAGGCCCAGUGCAGUCAAACAUGUGAUUUCAGUGUUUUUGUAUAUAUUUCCACAUUAUGAGUUUCGAAUAAUAUUGUGAAAAUGAGAAUGCCGUUUUAGUGUAAGAGCUGCUUGAACUUGGCCUGAAAUUUCAGCCUGUUUUGGUGGGUUGGAGCACUGGUCUUUCCAUGGUGACCUCACCAUGGGGUAAAUUAGUUAGACUAAUAAGAUCGAGAGUUUCAAGCCUUUGCCAAUAUCAGACCCCUCCCAGACAGUCCUAGUGAAAUUCUAUUUUGCUAUUUGCUAAAUAUUUUCGUUGACUAUUUUAAUUGAAAACAAUCACAGUAAGGUACUUAAUUGUUACCCAGAAAUGAUUUGCUAUUGAGAUAAAAACUGCUGCAUUGAACCUUUUAACCAAUGGUGUUGCUUAUAUUUAAUUGUGCUUCUCCCAGUAUGAAUUAUAGACCUCUCCAGAGAGGUGGAGAGAUGUGCGUCCCUAAUAGCACCCUAUUCCCUAUAUACCAGAGCCCAGGUCAAAAGUAGUUCAUUAUAUAGGGAAUUGGGUACCAUUUGAGACAGGUUGUCCUGAAGUCACACACUUUCGCUGACAUCAAUUGUUUCAUUUCAUAGCCCUUGUAUUGUGCUUCUUUAAGCAUUUUAACUAUAAUUCUUCUAGUUGAUCAACUGCUUUAAAAAAAAAAUACAUAAUUUAGCAAAGCACAACCUAUCAUCACUCAUUACAGUAGGCUAUAUUUCAUAGGUAGAUUUCUGUAACCAAAUCUUGACCUAUACCAUCAGGAUUUGAGUAGGCAAAAUUGGCCCUGCACCAGUGCUUGGCGGAACACUCCUCCACACGGUCUGUCAUCCACAGCACAGCUUACCUUCCCUACCACCUGUUGUGGUGUGUUGGAAGUUAUUUUAACGUUGUGCCUUCCAAGCUAUAGCAACUAGCGAGUGGCAGCUUCCUCACUCCCAGAGAUUGUGUGCUGUUCCUGUAAUUGCUUCUCGGCUUUGGCCCCAGUCAGGCUUUAAACGCGAUCAAAUAUUCAUGAUAGUCAUUGGUGCAUAGUUGGUGUGAGUUUUUAAAGAUUGGAGGAGACUAAAGACCUGAGAAAAGGAAUGUAGUCGUUUGUCACCAUGGCGAACACUUCAAUACACAACUCGGAGUUUCAGAGAGGUCAUUUUAUAUUUAACACAUCAUGAUUUUUCAUAUUUGAAACUAUUACAUGGCCAUAAUGAAAAGCAUCCGAAGAUUGAAUUAACAUCUCCCGGUACUUUUAUUGGGUUGGAAAUUAAAUAGCUCCAUGGGGAGAAAUGAGAGGGAGGGAAAAAAAGUCAAAAUAGGGGUACUUAUUUGUUGUUUCUCCAACGUGACCUUUACAGUGUGUGGUAAAAUGGAAAUGUGUUUUUUGCACAUCUGUUAUUAGGGUUAAUAGCCUGCUCAAGGGCAGCGACAGAUUUGUUUUCCAUAGUCGUCUCGGGGAUUUGAACUAGCAACCUUUUCGGUUACUGACUCAACGCUCUAACUGGUAGGCUACCUGCCGCUCAUUUAGAAAUGUAGAAACUCACUGACAUUACGUGUUUUAAAAGGCCCUACAAAAUAUAAAAUGUUGUCCACUCAAUACUGAUUUAUAGAUUGAUAAUGUUGCUCUCUCAUGUAGCGAUCUGUUGGUGCAGAUUGCAAAUAUGACCCUUGCGUCAUAGACCAAAGACAUGAUUAAUAGUGUUUUGUGUUCUCACAAUCAAUUCAUUGAACUGUUUAAGGAGUAGCGUCCAUUAGAGAAGGGUCAAAUCUUCCCCCAAAGACUACUAAGCCUGGCAAUUUCUUAAUGAAGAUAGUGGUCACAGGGAUUGCCUUGCCGUUGAACUGCUACCUAUGAAGCUUGACUUUGGAGAAUCCUUUCAGCUCUCUAAGAUUGUCACGCCACAGACUGUAAUAUUUUCCACACUGCUUUUGUAAGUCCGGCCGCAGCUUCUCUCAAACCCUGUCCAUACAACAAUAACCAGUUUUUCUGUCAUUUGGAUCGACAAUAAAGAUUUUAAACUAA